AUGGUGGUGCUGGAGGGCGGCGGCGCCCUGCUCGAGCCGGCCCUGGCCCUGGACGGAGCCACGGCCGCCUGCCUGGAGCGUGCCUACGCGCAGGCCGAUGUGUCCCUUAAACUAUUACCCAAACGUUACAUAAACUUGCACCAGUGGUUGUCUCCCGUGAGCACGUCGGUGACGGCGGCCGCCGCAGCCGGGAAGGAUCUCAAAUUACAAAUUCGGCCAAAAAGCGUCCACGCGACGUUGAUUGUGACAUUGUCUGGUGCGUGGGGUGGAUGCAGCGCUCCGCUGUGGGCGGCGGGCACGGGACGCGGCCACGGGCCACCAUCCACACCACACCACACCACGCCACAACACAACACGCCGCCCACAUUUGAAAUGCAAAUUGUUACCCCGAAUGCAGCGAACCUCACGCCUUACCUGCCGUGCACCCAGCAUCCAACACAAUUAUUGUGA
Molecule: messenger RNA, 450 nt
Organism: Danaus chrysippus (African queen)
Lineage: Eukaryota; Metazoa; Arthropoda; Insecta; Lepidoptera; Nymphalidae
Source: the annotation of a GenBank genome assembly